Darwinula stevensoni is the source of this 3602-nucleotide messenger RNA. The record is from the annotation of a GenBank genome assembly. Lineage: Eukaryota; Metazoa; Arthropoda; Ostracoda; Podocopida; Darwinulidae.
GCCGAGUACACCAAGCUCGAUCUUCUCCUCGGUACAAGCUUUCCAGCGAGGAGACUCCGAUCACGCAGUCUCACAUCCAUGUUCCUGUCGCCCCACUGAUACGAUUUUUCUCUUUGCUCUCAAUUCUCCGUUAAAAUAUAAGGCAUUCAAGCGGCAGCGACGCGUAAGCAUCGAGAUCGGGCCGAGUCAUGGAGGAAACAGAGGCAGUUGCAAAUCAGUCCUCUCCAGCUGGCAUUGAGGGUCAUCCCACAGAAGUUACUUCUCCACAAGCAAGUGAGCCACAGUCAAACUGUACACAGGGAAAAAUCCUCAGCUCAGGUUCUCAAGCAAUGGCAGAAAUAAGUAAAAAUGGUUGCAAUUCAGUUUCGAACCGCAGCAAAAUGUCUGCUUCCCAGAGACUACAAUUUGUUGAAAAAAUAGGAUUCAAAUUGUCCCAGAAAUUGAAAAGUGCUGAAAGCUCCUGCAAUGUUGAAACAUCACAGACGCCCAGAGAUGGUGUAGAUAGCUCACAUGAUGGAGUUGCUAAAGAUGAUUCUGUGAUCCCAGUUCCUCCCAUGGAUGAAGAAAAUGACCAAGUGGAUGAAGAAAAUGACCAAGAGGAGAAGGAUGAAGAUGAACUAGAGCAUUCUUCUAGUUCUUCAAAGGAUUUCAGUGACUCUGAGCCAACCAAAGUGAAGCAGGAAUAUCCAGAAGAUAUGAUGGAUGAGCCAGAAGAGAAGAAAAUAAAGCUGGAGCCUUUGGAUGAUCAAGAUUAUACUCUGUUGAAAGAAGAACAACCUGCCAAGCGAUUGACUGAGUGCUCAGUAUCUGUUUGUAUCAGUCCUGCUUGGGCAUAUCUGUCUUGUGAAAAGAGUGUGUAUGAACGGGUGAAACAGGAUGAGAAGUUGGAAGUCUUUCACGAUAAUCAGGGUAUACCACUAUGUCGAAGCCAUCACAAACGCAUUCGAGAAGCCAUCAUACCAGCUGUCAAGUGCUCCAUUUGUGAAGGGAAGGUGUCAGGCAAAGGAGAUGGGAAACCACUCAAAUACAGCUUGGAACAAUACAACAACAUGUUCAAAGAGGAAGGAUUGGAAAUCUGCCUUGAGUCAAAGGACUCCCUCUGUCAUCGUUGCAAGUUUGUCUAUACCCGAAAUGUUACGAAGAGGUUGAAGCACCUAAGGAAGCAGCAGGACCAAGGAAAGAUUGAAGGAGAUGACUCAGAGGAAUACAAACCUGUAAGAGGUCGAGGCUCUGGCUCAAGAUCUCGUUCCUUGACUUGGGAAUCUGUUAUCAAGACCAGGCGACAGGUUUCAAGUGGACCCAACAGUGGUGAUAAGAAUAGGAACCCAACAAAGACAAGCAAGGCCCAUCCUGGUGAGCCCUGUGCAGCUGAAUGCUCACUUUGCUCCAUGCAGUUUGGGGAGUAUGAUCAGCCAGAGCAUCCUGCCAUCUUUAAACAAGAAUCAUUGAAAGAUUUUUUUGAGGAUUAUACUGGUCUUCCCAUGCACUCGUGCAUUUGUAUCCGAUGCAAGUCUGAACUUCAGAUGGUUCAUCAGACCCUGGAGCAUUCAGGUGACUUCCCUGAACAGCCAAGCUCUGAGCAGAGUGGGGUUAAUCGGUUGUGCAAUGUCGUCAAAUGUUCAGCUUCAGCUUUGCAUUGGGUUCCAUUCAAUGCCCGACAACGGCAUGAACUUCAGAAUUCUCUUCCUGACAUUGCCUUGGAAUUACAUGAUGUACAUGGCCAUCCUCGCUCACGCAUUGACUUAUGCAAGGAACAUUACUCCCUUUUGAAGGGGUCACUGAUUGAUCAGGACAAGUGCUUCAUCUGUGAAACAGGGCUUCAGAACAACAACCUGUUUGCACCCUUCAGGAGGAAUGUCCACACUGCUGGCAAAAGCUGUAUUUUGAUCAAUAAUGCCCUUCGUGCAGAAGGGAAACCCAUUCGGGUGAAAAAGGACUCAAAACUCUGCAGGCACUGCUAUGACUACUGGUUGAAGAAGUUCCGAACUGGCUCCAAGAAGCAACAAGAAUCUAAAGCAACCUUCAACGAUCAAGUUGAAGAUCCUGUCGAUGAUGAGCAGAACCCAUCUUUGGGAGAAGAAAAUGACAUGCUGGAAACUUCUGGUGUCAGACAACAGUUUGGACCAAAGGGAGGAAGCAGGGGAAAGCUUAAGAAGAGAGGAAUCCAUAGAGGUCGGAGACUGGAGGCUGCCUUGCGUAAUCCCAAUUCCCCAUCAAGAGGAUACAUUUCUAUUGGACUUGAGAAGAGCCUUAAGCUUCGAUUUUUAUCCCUCUUGAAUGAUGAAUUCCCUACAACAGGAGUCUUGCUUCAACACAUGCUGAGGCUGGAGGAUCAGAAGCGACUCAAGCUUGGGCUUUCUGUUUAUCAGGACCAGAAACCCAAGCUAGAAGCUCCUGAAUCCCAGUGUGCUAUGCAGUGUUUGAAUCCAGUUGGUACUGUGUUUAUCUCCAGGAAGCAAAACAUCCGACACCCAAAGAGGAAGAAUGGAACGAAGCAGAAGCGCAAAUGCGCAUCUCCAGACAUGAUCACCACUUUGACUGUCAAGGCUCUGCCAAAGGGAGUUUGGGAAAAGUUCUACACCUAUUCCUUGAGAUAUGGCACAAAGAAGAAGUUCUUAGAAGAACUUCUGUUGAUGGAGGAGAAGAGACGAGAAGUUGAUGUAAAGAAACCAGAAAACCCACCUCUAAUCAAGAAAGAGGUCAAACAGCUUGCUGGAGCAGAAUCAAAGCCUAGUCAAUCCAAGAAACCAGGAUUCUCAUUCCUUGAGGGAGGAAUCAGUGAUUCAAACACAUUCUAUUCAAUCAUACAUCGGCCCCAAGUUGUGCAGCUUCGUAGUGUUUGCACUCAGACAAUGUUGAGCAUAGAUACAUCAGCCAGUCUUAUCUUUGGUAAUACACCUGCUCUCGACAAGAAUCAGCAGAAAAUAAUGCCCAAGCCAUGUAGUACUGUUGAUGACAAGAUUAUGAAGCCUUCUGAGCCUCAGAAGAAAUUCUUCAAAAGGAAACUAGGAGAGAGGAUUUCAAUGGAGAAAGUCAGCGAUGUGAGCAACCCAGGGGAAAAGAAGAAAAAAGUUUCAGGUCAUGUCAAUGGUGGGGGAUUGGUUCUACCACCAAUGUUGAAGAGCAACCCUCCAGUCUCCCUGCUGAAAUCAAAUCAUGGCUCGGGAAUCACAUUGACUGGGAUCAGUGGGAUUCCUGGCCUCAAAGUCAUCCCCAGUCUAUCUAUAAUUCCUUUGCCAAUGACCUCUGCUCAAGUUACCCCUGUCAAUUUACCUCCCACAUGCAUUGCCAUGCCUCCAACUUCACUGGCCAUUUCUUCAACUGCCAUCACCCUUCCUUCAUCUGUAUCAUAUAACCAGGUCAUCCCAAAAGAUCCCAUAGUUAUGCAUGCCAAAGAUUCCAUCCAGAUCAUACCAAAAGAUCCCAUCCAGAUCAUACCAAAAGAUCCCAUUCAGGUUCCUCUUAACAAUUAUCCUGCAGAAAUUGUUGCAAAGAAAGUGGAAGAAGUUUCAGCAGUUGCCCCAAGUCAUUGGAGCUCUGACUCUGGGAAUGGGCAUUCACCUCUGUUUGAGCAUUUAAAAUUGAUGCCUGUGGACAAGUAA